Molecule: messenger RNA, 3727 nt
Organism: Symsagittifera roscoffensis
Lineage: Eukaryota; Metazoa; Xenacoelomorpha; Acoela; Convolutidae
Exons: 9
Coding region: 46-2580 (844 amino acids)
Source: RefSeq, a predicted model, not a curated record
UAAUUGUUGUGAUAAACUUAUUAAAUAGUAAUGUGAAUGUAUUAGAUGAGUAUGGAACAUGCCUUGUCUGUUUUGUUGGACCACAGCAAAGAAGCUGAAGUUGUUGGACAGCAGAGCAAAACACACUUGUUGUCACUGCACUCUAGCAGCAGCAGCAGUCCAAGUGAAAUGGUUUAUUCUCACCAAGCACACCAAACUUCCUUAGAGUCCUCAGCCGAUCUACAACAACAACAACAGCAACAGAUGAACAGCAGCAGAAGCAACAGUAGUGGCACUUGUUUGGAACAUGUGGGAGCAUUCAGCAACCGAUUCGAUCUGAAUGGAACAAAUGGACGACGUCGACACAAUCACGCCACCAGCACAGUCAUAACCGCCAAUGGCGAGGAAAGAUGGAACUCGUUCGACAACAGAUGGGAGACAGAAGGAGGGGGAGGGGAAGGGGAAACUGAAACUAAUGAGUUGGAUCAUUCACAUGAAGUGUGUGAGGGAUACGAGAGCGAGUCUUCUCUGGACAGCACUUACGAAGACUCUCUUCAUAUGGCAGCCCUCAUUGGCAAGAGUCUCUUAGACAGGAACAGUGAGCUGGAGCGACAGCUGUCUGUGUGUGCGAGUGAGUUGAGUGAGAGGGAGAGUGAAAUGAGGGCAAUGAGAGUUGAAUUGAGUCAGUUGAGGGCAGAGCAGGAACAGCACACUCACAACAGACAACUCCUGUGUGAACAGACUGAACAGCACACACUGCAGUUGGAGCGUGAGAAGGAGGGACUGAAGCGCCAGUUAGAGAUGGAGAGGCGGGAGAGUGAGGAGUUGCAUGUGCAGUGGGAACAGCUGCAGGCCACUUGUGUCUCCCUCCAACACCAGCUGCACAAACACAAGGAGAGAGAGAGGGCAGACAGGAUUGGUCUGCGAAGAGGCAGGAUGGGGAGUGGGGGGGACGGGGCUGAGUGGAGGGGGGCACUGGAGAUAGAGGAGGGGAUGAUGCGAAGAACACACAGUGUGGAUCAACUGGCUGCUAGUGCAGGUGGCCAGGGGGGAUCGGCCCUCUUUCCAGCAGUCUCUCUCUCAUCCAACAGGGUGGUGUGUGGGGGUAAUGUGUGUGGAGGGGUGCGAGUGAAGAGAGUGGAGUGGGAGAAGAGACAAUUGCAGACAGAAGUGGACAGAUUGGAGCACCAUCUCCACUCACUGUCCACUGCUCAAGAUGAGCUGUACGGUAGAGUGUGGGCGGCAGAGUCACGUGCAGAGGUUGGGGAGAGAGUGACACAGAUUGUGAACAACUUCAUCAUCAUGCAUGAACAACAACAACGACAGGAGCACACUCACAAUCGACUGCUGACCAGAGUGAACAACAGCAAGAAGAAGAAGAAGAAUAGAGAAGAGAGUGAGAAAAGAACUGAAGAAGAAGAAGAGGAGACAUUUGGGAAGGAGAGAGAGAUGAGAGAAACAAGUGAAAGAGAGUCUCCUCUGAGUCUUCUGCAGAAGAGACUGCGGGAAUGCUGCCAAUGUUGUCACUUCUGUUGCAAUAGUCGCCACCCAACAACCACAACAACAACAACAGCUGGUAAUACUGGAGAAGAUGUAAAAAAUGGUGACAACUACUUCAGACUUCUACAACUCACAACAGAUGCCAGCAGUAGUCGAUACACUUGCAUGAACAACAAGACAAAGAAGAGUCCUACAAUGAUUUCUGCGAGUCCACUUGUUAGAACAAACGCAAACAACCAGCAGCAGAGCUUAGCUUCAAUUGGUGGCAUUGAGUUGAGUCGACCAAACCAACAAUCGGACAGCAAGUGCAAUAGAGUUGAACAUUAUCAGUGCAAACAAAACACAAUCAACAACACUACCACAAGUCAAAGUUGGAUUCCAUGUUCUGAAACUACUACUAGUCCUCGUGAUGCCUCUUGUAAUGGUAUCACAAGCACUAAAAGGGAAUCGCCACCAGAAGCGGGAUUGGAAAAUAGAGGAGGAGAAGAUAAUACAUGUGUGCAGUUGCAUCAAACUGGACCAGAUUGUGUGAACAGCUUUAAUUGCAAGUCAUCAUCGUCAUCUCAUGCUUCCAACUCCUUCUGUUCCUGCCAGGGUCAGAGUGGUUGUUCGUUGGGAGUGUCGAUCAGUGAGUUGAUAGACCUCAUAGUGGAGAUGGAGGUAGAAAGUAGCAUCGGGAUGAGAGAGUGUUCCAUGACAGAGGACACUGGUCACUAUUGCAAUAAUAGAAUGGAUGGCAGCAGUUGGAGUGAGAGGACAGAGUGUAAUGGGAGCAGUAGGAGAGUAGGGGGAGGGGGAGGGAGUGGGGGUGGGGGAACUGGCAGUGGAGCUGGAAGGGGAGUGCGAAGUGUGAGUUGCCAGACAUUCCCAGUGCCCCGUGGUCUGCUGUCCAGUAACAAGCGAAAACAACAACAACAACACAGCCUCAGCCAGAAGAGUUUUGGUGGCAGCAGUGGCGGAGAGAGGGGAGGGGGGACUACUAGUAGUGGGAGAGUGUGUGCAGUAGUGGAGAGUAUGGCGGUGGGGGAGAGCAGUGCCUCUGGGGACUGCAAACUACUGCUGGACAGCAUCUACAGGGCCAUACAACAAGCCAAGACAUGACACAGGUGGAACAGAGACACAACACAGGCCAUUACAUUGGAACACCACAACACUUGAUAGAACAGGCGGCCACACAGUGCAGUAUGAGAGUAAAAGAGAGAGAAGAGACACAGAUAAGACAUACAAGGAGCACAGAGAAGGGCAGAAGAUGUGCCAUAAAAUAUAACAGAAGAGAAGAGAACAGAAAGAUAUGUGACAUUGAAGAAAAAGACAGAUUGUGCAAUGGAUUGAGUUGAACUGAACUGAAUCUGCCCUCAUAUGCAAACACUGCACCCCCCUCUCUCUCUUUCUAUUCUAAGGAGACGCAUCUGAACUGAACUAAUACUGAAUUAUACAAUAAAAGUGCUAUUCUGAUUGGCUGCUUAUUCUGCUAUUAGCAUCUUGCGUGCAGUUAUCCAUUGAACUAUUACCAAACAGUGCAUUAUUGUAUUAUAGUCUGACCAGCUUGCUUGUUCGAAGCGCAGUGGUAACAAAGAGCCUGUUAAAAUUGUGAGCAAUUCAAACCAUUUCUUUCUCUCGUCCUCAAUCGUCUAUAGGGGGAGCAUUUUCCAGCUUAUUCUCAUGCCCUCUUAUGGCUCCUGGCGACUUUUUUAAAUCUCAAACCAAUCUUGUUCUGCCAAUUUUAGAUAGAAUUAGAGUAGAUAAUUGUUGCAAUACUUUUACACAUAAAAUGUGGGAUGAAGAAUUGAAACAGUCGAAAGUGUUCUGAGAACAGCAAAUAUGUACCGCCUUAAAUCUACCAUGGUGUCAAGUGCUAACCAUGUCCUGUUAGAAGCGACCAUCUGAAUAAUUUUUUUUGCCAACAUUUAAUUCCAGGCAUCAAUAGAUUCUGAAGUUGGUCCAAUUUUGAGUCCAUUAUUUCCACGUUUAUGGACAUAGCAUUAGAUUGUAAAUGCCACUUGUUUGUAAGUUAUCAUAUAGUUUAUAAGUUAUGAAAUAUUUAUCUGUUUUGUUUGUAGUAUUUUGCAUGAUGAUUUGGUGACUAUGUUUUGUAUUUUAUUAGUUCUCUCUCUUAAAGAGUUUGUUGCUUUCUCAAAUUGGCUUCGAAGGGUCUUCAUCAUUAUUCCCUCCCCCUCCCCAUGACUAGUAAGAAUCAAAAUAUCGCCCGUACACUGUUAUUUGACUAUUAUGUGUGCUAUAAUUUACU